Molecule: messenger RNA, 7168 nt
Organism: Drosophila innubila
Lineage: Eukaryota; Metazoa; Arthropoda; Insecta; Diptera; Drosophilidae
Product: serine-rich adhesin for platelets
Exons: 8
Coding region: 1274-6619 (1781 amino acids)
Source: RefSeq, a predicted model, not a curated record
UACUUCUGCAGCUUGAUCGUGUCUCGGAGGGGCCGCAGUCACGACGAUCGGCUAAGCUUCAUUCAGUUGCGAGUGAAACGAGAAGAAGUGCAAACGUCUCAAGCGGAAAAUCAAGUUGUAUUUAACUUAGCUGCGAACUUGAAGAAGCUAAUGAUGAACGAAGAAGUGAGAAAGAGAUACAAAGUUGAAUGAAGUUGAUAUUUGCAAGAAAUCGAAAUAAAUCACAAAUCUAACAAGAGUUCAUACAUGUGUAUAAAUUGUAUGAAUUAAACGCGAGAAUUAAUUUGCAUAGAGCGUAGCCAAGACGAGCUCUUUAAUUUUUAAUUUAACCCACUUUCUAAACGACAAAAAGAAAAAGAAUCAAGCACAACAACAACAACAAAAACGAAAUCAAUUAACGAGCAAAUAAAAUAAUCUUAAUAGAAUGUGCAAGUGAUGCAUAUGAAUUUGUUUACUUGGUUUUUUUUUACAUUUACUUAUUUACUCAUAACGAAUUCAAACUAAACGAAAACCGGCCCCUGUAACAACAACAAUAGUUUUUAGCAAGAAAAAAAAAUUGACUUAAAACGCACUGUAAACGAUACCGAUACCGGAACUCCCCUGCCAGACCAACCGCCCGCCCGGCCGUUAGUCACUUUUAAAAACCGCAGCAACAAAAACAACAAGAACAAAAAAAGUGCAACCGCGUCGUGUAAAAAGCAACAACAACAACUGCAAAGGGAUAGAGCAGAAGAAUUUGGAUUCAUUGCUGAAGCUUCGAGUGGAAACGAGUUAACGAGCUAAACGCAAUCUGAGCGUGUUCAAUACAAUUGGCUACAGCAACAACAAAAACAACAAGUUGUUGGCCAACUUUUGCACAAAGUUCAUGAAGCCAAUGAAAAGUUCUGAAAGCUUCGCUUAACUGCAAUUUCAUAAUCACAUUCUUCUGGCAAUAACAACAUUUUUCAGCAGCUUUAACUGCCGGAUUCACAUUUCACCCAAACACACACACACACACACACACACUACACUCAACGUCUAGAAUUUCUUGGAUAAUUAUUACACUCCUGUCCACAUUUCUGUGUCAUUUGCGCUGACGCUGUAAAAUUUCAUUUCGAGUUGGCCAACAUUUUUUUUUAACGUACUUUUUCUGCCAGUUUGCAUAAACACCCAGCAGGCAAACAAUAAAAACCUAAACGAGCAACAAAACGUGCCAGGAACAAAGUUGAAACAGAAUAUGGCCUAAGGUGGCAACGUAACAAACAACAGCAACAAACAGCAGACAAUUCAAAGAAUGUCUUCCUCAAUUUGUUCGCACUUUACGCAGAAUGCGUGGAAAAAGGAUUUGUGCUCCAACUGUUUCAAGUCCAAGGAUGAGCACAAAGCAGCAGCCGCUGCUGCCGCUGGAAAGCUGGGAAAUGCUCUCAAAUCGGAGAGUCAAACCAAGACUGACUAUCCCAACAAGCACAAGACGCCGGCCAAGAGCAUUAUCAAGAAGGCCUUCGGCGUACGUCUGACCACGAGCAGCAACACCUUCAGCAAGAUGAGCAGCAACUCGGGAAAUUCGAAUAAGACUGGCAAAGUGUGUUUUCCCAAGCAGCUGCAUGAGAUCAUUGGCUAUGGCGGUGAAUGGUCGGAGGAUGAUGAUGACGAUGAUGAUGAUCAUGACUUUAUGAAUCUGGGCAACGAGCACGAUGACAUGGCCGUCACGGAAACAGACGAUGAGGAAGCCGUCGAGCUGAAACGCAUCACGCGCGCCAACACGGACUUUAAUAUGAACAAUGGCAACUUGCUGGGCGAUGCCCAGGACAACAUUAAGAAGUCAUUUGCGGCACUUAAGCUGGGGGCGCCCCAGGUGGACAAAGAGGGCAAAAAGCAAACGCUUACGAUCAAUGUGAUGCCCUUUGGGCAGCCCAAAAAGUCAAAUGCGUCCAGCAAGGCAGCAGCUGAGUUAGCCAAGACAACAACAACUGCAACGGCCAAGACAACAACAACUGCAGCAAGUUGCAGUGCCAUCACAGCGAAGCCUACAACAACAAAAACAGCCACAACCAUUAAGAGCACCAUAACCAGCAGCUGCAACAAAAAGGUGACAACAACAUUGACCCCAACGCUGGUGAAGAGCACGGCAGCAACAUGCUCGCGUGAUGGCAAGGAUAGUCCGCCCAUUGAGCGAGCCAUGGAGAAAUCGCUAUUAGAUGAGAUCUCCGAAACAUUACAACAAAAGCAAAAGCAGAGCGAGAACUCUGCCACAGCAGCAGUGACAACAGCAACAGCAACAGUUGUAAGUAACAUCAGCAGCAGCAGCAGCAGCAGCAGCAACAGCAGCAAAAUCAAAUUUGAACUGAGCUCGCUGAGCGAUUCAUCGAAGCCAUUUCUUGACCUUAAGAAGCCAAUCGCACGGAACGCGCCCAUAACCAAGGAUCAUACCAAGCCCAAGGUCAACGUGUGCCACAAAUAUUCCGACACGGACAGCAACUGCUCGGACACGGAGAAUGGCGUCUCCGCCUACUACGAUGUGGUUGAAACCCAACUGAGCUACGAGAAUCUGCCCGAUGGCAAGUUCAGUGAACAGGUGGGCGUGGCCAGCGCCCAAACGGAGGCCACCAAUUCACACUACUCCAGCUCACAAUACAUAACGGACAUGUUGCUGAGCUCGAAGACACGCGCCGCCAGCUACAAUCUGCAUGAGGGCAACUUUAUGACCAGCAAAAUAACCUCAGAUGGUUUGAUUGUCACCAAGUGCAGCUCGGAUGAUGCCCUCGACUCGACGGGCAGCAGCUUCGACGGCAGCUCCGAUGAGGAGAACGUCUACAACAUGAUACGCAGCGAGUCCGACUCUGGCAUUGGCAUUAGUAUUGGCAGCGAGUACAAGAACUUGCCCAAUGGCGUCCUCAAGGGUGGCAACGAGCAGCGCUCGCAGGUGGAGAAGAAGCUCAGUGCCAGCACCAACAACUCGGACUACGAGGAUAUACAAAUCGGCGAUCAGUCUGGCAAUCAGGCAGCGGUCAAGAGUCGCGAACUCCAUGGCGAACCCGAUGGCAGCGCCGAUCCGGACAACAAGCUGGAGCAACAGCAGCAGGAGACAACAACGGAUGCGGUUUCCCAGCAGCUGCCAGCGUUGCCCAAAUCUCCGCCGCCUCCGAUGAAAAUCGAUGCGCGUCCUUCGUUUCUGCACGGUCUGAAAAAGCCCGAGUUGCCAGCAAAGCCGCUCGUCACCAGCAGCAGCAACAGCAACAACAGCACGCUCAACAACAACAACAGCAACAACAACAACACUUCGCCAAUGAAGAGCUUUAUGAGCAAGCGACAUCCAAGCAGCGCUGAGCAACAAUUUAUCAGUCAACUGCAAACGGCAAUUUCCAAAUCGAGUGAGAAUUUAUUAGCAGCAACAGCAGCAGCUGCUGCGGCAGCGGCAGCAGCAACAUCUGAGUCAGCCAAAGAUGAUGCCAAGCUAAAGAAGGGCAAAGCGCCGAAUCCGCCGCCGGAGCCAAAACUGAGUGCACCUCCUACGCCGGAGCGAGAUUACAGUUUGGUAGUUGAGUUCGAGCAGGCAACCAAGGCGGAGGCGGCAACAGUUGCUGCCAAUGAAGCGACAACAACACCACCACAAACAACAACAACAACAACAGCAGCAGCAACAGUUGAAAUAACAACAGCAGCAACAACUCCAGCCUGCAAUUUGUAUACAAAGAAACCAGCUGUGGCAGCGGCAGCUCCCGUUAUACGUGAGAAGGAUAAGCGAGAGCGUGCCGUAAUCAAUCCCAAGUUCCGUAGUCUCAACACCUUUGUGAUGCAACGUGCGAAUGCGGCAAAGCAGCUGCAGCUGCAGUCGGCCAGCUCCGUGUUGAAUCUAAAGCAACCCUUGACCCCGGAGCCAACGCCACGCAAUCAACGGCAUCUGUCCAUGUCCGAGGAGUGCCUGGCCGCCGCUGGCCUCGUGGAUCCACAGAGUGCAGCCAAAAAGUCACCCACUGCGUCGCCGCCACAGAAACAGAAAUCCAAGUUCUCCAUCAAGAAAUUCCUACGCAUGGGCAGCAAUGGAGGCAGCAAAUCCAACGAUCCACUGUCCAAGAAGGAGAACAGUGUCUACACGGAGAUCUGCACGGGCGACGAUGGCAGCGUUGUGGGCAAGCCACGUCUCGUUAUCAUACAUCCCAUUGACAUCAAUCCCACCGCCGUUGAGGUGGUCAAGGAUAUCACCAAGACUAACGAUACGGUUUCAGCACAAACGGUGGCUGUGGUCACCGCCAAACCGCCAGCACCGCCGCUGCGUGCCAGCCACAGCGAGGGACAGCGUGCCCAUGAGGCCAACAAGCCGGCACGCCCACCGCCCCCCAAAAGUGCCGAGCUGCGUCGCAAGCAGAAGACCGAGCUGACUGCCACACUGAGCGCGAGUAGCGUGGAUUCGGCAAAGAUCAGUGGCAAUCCCAGUGCUGGGGGAUCCAUCAAAUCCAAGGCGGACAACGUUUAUGCCAAUUUGGGUGAAAUUCGCUCCUCAAUUGCGCCGCGCAAGCCGGAACGUACGGCAAGCAUGCGGGAGCGUGAGGCGCAAUUGGAACUGGUCCGUAAGCGUGGCAUACUUACCGAUACUAUCUCCAUUUGCUCGUCAAACGGUGAGAAUGUAACGGCCGAUCAGUCCAAAAGCUAUGAUGCGGGUAAACCACCCACAGGUAGCACCACCACAACCACUACGACAGGCACAGCGACCACGAUGAAUAGCCGGACGAGCACCUUUGAGCGGCAGCCGAAGAAGGUCGAGACAAAGAUGUCCAUAUCGAGCAAGCUGGAAAUCUUUGAGCAGCGUGCACACGAUGCCACGGACAAUGGACAACGCAGCAGCUUGAAGGAUUCGGUGCGAAAGAUAAACAGCACUAUAGACAGCUAUCUGAAGGAUAAACGCGACUAUGAGAACAUGUACGAGCUGGUCAAAAUAGGCAACGACACCAACACCAACACAAACAAAACGACAACAACGACAUCGGCAACAGCUGCAGCAUCAACGCCACCAAUGCCACCAACACGCAGCAGCAACCUCGACCUGACCAACGUCGCGGGGCAACGUUUGAACCCAACGAGCAGACGCAACAACAUCUACUCGGAUACGGCCUCGAUUGCCAGCUAUACGCGCAGCGAGUACGGGCCAGUUCGCAACUAUGGCCUAAAUAACAGCUUGGCCAACAUUCCACGCGUCAUCUCGGCCUCGUAUGCGGGCAGCGAGGUGGGCGAGUUCGACAUCUAUGCGCCGUACAGUUACUACGGCAGCGAGGCUGGAGGGGAUGUGGCCACCGAUAUCAAUGACAGCGUCUGGGGCAUGCCCAUGGGCAACAAGAAUCGCAGCAAGGCCACGAAUCGUUUGCGCAUGCGCAAAGGACGCAGUGUCGUGCACAAGACCAUCGAGGAUAACUACACAGCUGUCGUGGUGGCCAAUCAUGAAGCACUUGCCCAGGUGCUCGAUCAGCUCCAGCAAACGCCAGUUGUUCCCGCGGCUUUGAGACCGCUGGCCAAUGCCAUUAACUUACGCUACGAGGACUUUAGCAUCCUAGAUGGCGCUCAGGCCUUUGUUGUGGGCAAAAAGGCGUUCCAUGCCGCCCUGUGGACCACAUCUCCAGUGACCUUAGCCCUUUCCGCCGAUUGCAAUCAAUUGGCCGGCGUGGGCGGCGAGUUGAGCCAAUUGACGGGCGGCGUCUGCGACGUGCUCAAUCCGAUAACCGAAUUUUGCGAUCUGGUUCCCAGCUACCAGCUGCCGUUGAUGCCCACCACAGAGGUGACAUUGCUGCAGGCAACCAUAUCUGUGUUGCCAAGACUUCAGCUGGAAACGUUGCAAUCGAUUGGAGCCAUUCUGAAGGGUAAAUCUCAAGUGCUGGACAAGAGCAACUUCAACUUCCGUGGCUCAAUACCAAAUCUAAGUGGCCUUAAGGACGCAGCUGGCGGAAAUGCUUUGCGCAAUGUGGUUUCUGUGCAGAAUCUUAGCACAUUGAAUGAGGAGUCGACAUCGUCCAUCAAUUCAGCUGUCAACGCUGGCGAGGAGAGUACAACGACGGCCAGUUCCAUGCCCGCCUUUGAUGAUGUCAUGACCAGAGAGGUGGCAUUCAUUAUGCUGCAGUUGGUCAAUGGCAUGAAGAAUCUCCAGGCAAAGGCCAUUGAGGAGACACCGUUGAGUCUCUCCAAUGUGGUGCUGUCAAAGGACAUGGAUAACAAGGAUGCACAGGCGCGCCUCUGUGUGCUACAAGGCCACAACAACGAUGACGAGGAGCCCAUGGGAACGCUCUGCAAAUGCGCACACGGUGCACUGACCGACAUGCUGCCCACCACGAAAAUCACGCCCAUUCUGGCCGACAUUCUGCAACAGGAACGCGCCGAAUCGCUGUCCAAGGCCAAGUCAGUGCUGGAAUUUGUGCUCUGGGGUCCCUCGGAUGUAGCACUCACCGGCGCUACAAAGGAACGAGAGCUGGCACUGCAACGUUGGCUGGAUCUGGAGCGAGCAACAGUUUUACAUGGCCUAGUGCGCACACGGGUCGAACUGACCGUCUACGACGAGUGUCACCUCAUGUUUUUGGUGCGCUCCACGGCCAAGAUGAUGAAUGAUGCGGCCAAAAUAGUGUGCAGCUAUCAGCAGCAGCAGGCGUCCCAUGAAUAGCCCAAGUUAACAUAACUCAAUUAUAAUUGAUAAUUAUCAGCAAAGCUAAUAUUAUUUAUUAUACAAGUUUAUCAUAUGAUUUUAGUCCUUUGAUUAGUUUAGUAUACUUAUUAUGGACUCACAUGUCAGAGUUCCGUACCUAGAUGCUUAUUAUAUACGUCGAAACAUGAAAUCUAUCUUAAUUGAUUCACCCCAAAAACGAUAAUAAAACGACGAUACGAUAAUAUCCAAUAAAUUGUACACUUUUUUGCCCGAGCGUGCCAAAUUCGAACAUCGCGCGGAAACUGUCUUAAAAUACAAAUCUGUCAACAGUGAAACUUUAAUUAAUUCUAGUUUAUUCUUAAUUGUUAGUUAAUACACUAUGCAACUAUUUAUACAUACUUUACUUAUUAUUAUACGCAGCAACCGUUGAGAACUAUUUAAAAUUCUAAUUCGGGUUGUUAAGGAAAUACAUUGGUGUUUGUUAAAAUAUCCAUACGUACACGUACAAUAUUGUAUAUCUAUCAAUAUGCAAAUAAAUAAAUACUGCGAAAGUAACUUUAUUAUUUA